This is a messenger RNA of Acanthoscelides obtectus, 755 nucleotides long. The record is from the annotation of a GenBank genome assembly. NCBI's taxonomy places the organism in Eukaryota, Metazoa, Arthropoda, Insecta, Coleoptera, Chrysomelidae.
GUUUAUACCUUAGACGAGGAAAGAGAGUGGAGUCGUAACGCGCAUUCACAGACCGGCCCAGUAAGUGUGCCCAAUUAUUGAAGAGACGCCAUUAUUUGGGUCCUAUUCUUGAAACCGACUCCAAGCCUUUUUUUCUGUGUUUCUGUGCUAUUGUGUAUUAAAGACUGCGACUUUUUUAUUCAAUAAGAAUGGUGUUGUGCUCGGCUUUUAGUUGCAAAAAUCGCAGUGAGAAUAAAGUGCCAGGAAUAACCUUUCACAGGUUUCGUCUUAAAGAUCCAACAAGAAAUGGUAUCUGGCUGAUGAAUAUGCAUCUAGCUGACUGGUUUCCCACAAAAAAUAGUAGGAUCUGUUCAAAGCAUUUUGAAAUCCAUGCUUUUUACAAAGUUGGAAACAGAACCUCUCUUUUGGAUGAUGCAGUCCCUACAAUCUUUGAAGAACUUCCAAAACACCUACAGACUAAGGUAACAAAGAGACCACAUCCAAGAUCUAGACAGCUUAUUACACCUACAGCUUCGACAUCUAGGAAAAAUGAUCCUCCCCAAGAAGAUCCAGACACCCCCAGAAAGAAGCAUCCUAGAAGACAGCUUUUUGCAGAAAGGGUAAAGAGCCAAGAGAAAUCGAGAGAAAUAAAAGUUUUGAAUCAGCGGGAUAUAGAACACAGAAAGGAACUCACAAAAAUAAACGAAGUGAAUAUAACAAGUAUCAAAAACAACAAAAAAUAUAAGAGCACAAUGGCAUGUGGAGGAAAGAUUUGA